UGUUUUGUGCGACGUUUUUGGAAAUUUUAAGAUUUAAACCAUUCUUUUGAACAAAAAACUACAUUAUAGAGUAUAAAUUGUUAAAAGUACAGGAUUAUAACAACCAAAGUGGUCCCAAUUUGAUCGUCUUGGACCGGAGCUAUUCGGUUUUUCGACUUCGGCGCAAUCCAAGAUGGCGGAUGAAAAUUAAAGUGCUUGACAUUUUGUCGAUUUCAUCCACGCGCCAGGAUUUCAAAUGGAGAGCGGCGAUGAGCCAGUUCUUAGCUUUGUAAGCGUUGAUAAAUCGAAGGAGGAAUAUCUGCAACUAGCAUCGGAAGCCAGCAAAGAAUAUGCACUUGACAGCGAAUGGAUUCCUGCAUGUGACUUGCGUGAUGUUGAUUUGGAAGCAAGGCGAUCCGUGUUUGUUUUGGAGAAUUUCGAAGGAGAGGACUUCGAAUAUUUGAAGGUAAACAAGUGUAGGAUCGUUGGUCCGCAAUGUAUAUUGUCUUGUUUACAGACAAAGACGUCUUUGCCAAAUGUACAGUACCCAGUUUAUUCCAUUGCCAUGCGAGGCAUUGCUGUCAGCUGUACCAGUGUGCCCAAGCAGGAAAGAGACAGACUUUACGAGCUUAUUCAGCUUAUGGGAGGCAUUGUAAUGAAAGACUUCACCAGUUCAGUGACUCACCUAGUUGCGGGCGAAGUAGGCUCCAAGAAGUACAGAGUUGCGUGUAGUUUUAAUAAACCAAUCUUGUUACCUCAAUGGGUUUAUAAGUGUUGGGAACUUUGUCAUGAUAAGCAUAUUUGUGCAACAGAUGAAGAGUUCAUGGAAUACUUAUGCCCAACAUUCAAGGGCAUUACCCUUUGUGUGACAGGUAUUGAUGCUGAGAAAAGGAAAGAAAUCAAAAAACUUGUUGCACAAAAUGGUGGUACAUACUCAGGAGAACUCAACAUGAACACUUGUACCCACUUGCUUGUGGAUACUCCCAGGGGAGAAAAAUAUGAGUUUGCAAGGAGGUGGAAUCUUCAUUGUGUUUGCACUCAGUGGUUUUAUGACUCAAUUCAGUCUGGUGUCUGUCUUGAGGAGUCAAACUAUUAUACAUUAAGUGACGAUGUAAACAACAGUUCUCAGGCAGGGAUGAGAUUGUCACGUAGCUUGACCAAAUGUAACAACGCUGGUAUGGCUUCCUCCAAGAGUAGCGCAGAGAAGAAGAUUUCCAAAAAAGCUGCACAAGCGGCAUACAAAAGUGCACAAAAGCAUGGUGACAAAGAUCUUAAGUCUGGUUCUGGAAGGAAGAGUAACUUGUCAUCUAAUCAAUCCAGAAAUUUUGACAGUGUUUCCAGAUUAGGAGAAACUCACAUUUCCGAUUUAGGAAGCUCUGACUUUGAUGUGAGAAUCCAGCCUGGAAAUAUGUUUCUGGAUGGUUGCAAGAUUUACUUGAGUGGAUUUUGUGGAGCAAAGCUGGAAAAGCUAAGAAAGAUCAUUAAUUCUGGAGGAGGGACAAGAUUCAAUCAGAUCAAUGAGAUUGUGUCUCAUGUUAUCAUUGGAGACAAAGUUGAUGAAGACUUUGAAUUGCUGAGGAAUUGUGAAUUUCACAUGUUUGUUGUGGGUGUUCAGUGGAUUCUGGAUUCUGCAAGGGAAGGGAAAAAGCUAGCAGAAGAAAAUUAUCUGAUAGACAAAGAAGAACUUUCCACUUCAUGCAAGGAAAAUGAAAAUCCUGAAGGAAAUCUUGUGACAGCACCAGAAAACAAUCCUGCACCUCAACCAAAAGUGUCAGCUAAUUAUAAAAAUGUAAAAAUCGCUAAACUUCAAGAUGAUGCCUUUGAAGAUGACGAUGACGUUUUCCAGCAGUACUUGACUGAGAAUAUGGACAAUGCCAGUACAUCUGCACAAAACCCUCCACGAACAAAUCCCAGUGAGCAGCUAAUAGAUAAACCUAGCACCAAUGCAGACCCUGAUGCAACACUUGAUGAGGAAGGUGAACCUGAACAAGAUGGCUUACUUUCUGAGAAGUGUUUAACAGUUGCUGGCUUUGCUAAUGAGCAUGUGGCACACCUUUGGCAACUCAUAGAAAGUAAUGGAGGAAAGCACGUGGCCAGGGGACAAACUGCUGACUAUGCAAUUUUGCCAAUGAAUAUGGUUCCUGAUGAGAAGUUGCAAGCAAAGCAGUUAGUGACGUUUUGCUGGUUGGAACAGAGUUUGGAAUGUGGCCAUCUAUUGGCACUGGAUGAUAGCUUUCUCUUUAAGCCCUUCACUAUCCCAGCAGCAAGCCAACCACUCAAGGGAUGUGUAUUGUCAAUCAGCCAGUUUACCGGGGUAGAGAGAGAUCACAUGUAUCAAGUGGCUGAACUUUUGGGUGCCCACUGUCAGGAGUACUUUGUUCGCAAGGCAAGCAGUAACUAUCAUGCAAGCACACAUCUUCUGUGUCGAGAUCCAGAUGGGGACAAAUACAAAGCAGCUGUGAAGUGGCAUAUUCCAGUUGUGACUAGAGAAUGGCUGUUUGCAUGUGCAGCAAGUGGCACCUUGGUUCCCAUCAGCAAGUAUCCAGUUGACAAAGACAAAAUGAUAGAAACAGAUAACAUUGAUAUUGAUCCAUUGGAGAAUCUAAGACGUGAUGAGCUCCUUACCAAAGACAGUGGUGAGGAAGUGAAUGUGAAAACUGCACGAGAAGAAAUCGCCAUGGAAACAAAUGAUCCAGCAGCUGCUAUGCAAGUCGCAAAUUUAAACAAGGUGGCUUGCAAUAAUGGCAGUACAUAUAAGCAACCAGCGAAGAGGCCAUCAAUUUACAAUCGUCCUUUCAGACCGUCAUUUGACUUGACUGAUGUGAUGGAGGAGUUAGCCUCUCCUGCCUGUCGCAGUCACAGUCUUAAGAGCAGAAAGAGUCGUGGCAGUAGAAACAGCUUUCCUCUGGAUGACUUUUUUGCAGAGAACAUCAAGCAGACGCUUCAGAAACUGGGAACUGUUGCCCCACCCACAAGGGAUGAUGACCUAGGUGAAGAUAACAAUGAUGAAACUAUUGAUGAAGUUUGCCAAGGAGGAGAGGAACAGAGAGAAUCUCCUCAGAAAGGAAUUCUUGCUGGAAUUAUUUUAUCCAUCAGUAAAAAGUUGACUCAGCAACAGACAGAGCUGUUCACCUUGGCUUCAUCUCUUGGUGCUGAUUAUCGCUGGCUUUAUGAUGAAUCCUGCACUCAUCUCAUUCACCAAGGCUCAGCCAAUGACAAAACAAAGGAAUACACCCUAGCAAAAGAUCGCGGCAUUCACAUUGUGUCUCCUCAUUGGCUGUACGUCUGCCAGGAGAAAAAUGAAAGAGUUGAUGAGGCCAUGUAUCCGCACACAUUCAAUCCCAAAUUAAAUCUCCCUGUGGUAACGACAGGUAGAAGAGUGACAAGAUCAUCCAAAGCAUCAACACUUGAACAAGAUAUGUCACCACAAAAGAAAGGAAAGUCGCCUACAGCAAAGGCAAGUGGUGUGAGUGAAGAAAAUGGCUCCGAAAAGCCAAGUAGGACAAACAAUGGAUCAAGUGAGUUACCUAGCGUUGAACAGGGUGUAGCAGAGGGGAUCACUGAAGAGGAGCAAGUACAGCAGGAUCCCCAAAUGGGACCAGCAACAUUAGAGUCUUUAGAAGCACGGGAGGAUUUCAAACGACAGCUGGAGGCAAUCAUGGAUGCUACCAAGGCGAAAGGAAGGCGAAGAAGCAGACGACAUACGUCAUCUACAAACUCAAGCAGCAUUUCCCACAAUUCACCAGCGAAUGCAAAUGCUGAGAUGUCAUUGGCCACGAGACGGACCUCAUCAAGGUUGCGAUCACGUGUCAGUUCUAAGGCUGUUGAAGGUGUCGACAGUAACUCUUCCUCACGGGUCAAAUCCCGAAUGCCAAUGAAUGAUGACAGUGAACACUCACAAAGUGAUACUAUCACUUACGACGAUCCCGCGGGACGGAUGGAGCGUGAGAAGAUCAUGGCACAACUCAAAAGAGGCAACAGUCCCAGUCCAGACUUCCAUACAGAAGACGAGGAGGAGGACAGACGGGACAACAAAACACACACGAACAUGCAGACAACAGUCUCGAAAGAUUCUACAAUCACUGGAGUCGCGGUUGCUGACAACAACAACACUGUUGAACGUCACGUAAGAGAGCUAAACGUGACAAUGAAAUCCGACCCUCCCUCGCCUGUUUCCAGCUCUACCCCCGCAGCCCCAAAGCUUGGCCUUCAAAUCAAAGACACUCUAAAACCACCACCAGUGAACCUUCUUGAAGGCACGGAACUUGAUCAAACUCAAACACGUGCUUGGAUCACGCCCAAGUUUCAGCUCUCUGUCAUGACGCCUCAAGAGAAGAUUGAUUACUCGGCGUUGAUUGAGCAGCUUGGGGGCCAAGUGUUCGACACUGUUUACUUUAAUCCCGAGUGCACGCACGUGGUGGUUGGUAAACCAAACAGGAAUGAGAAGUAUCUGGCUGCAGUGGCUGCUGGUAAGUGGGUGCUUCACAAGUCGUUCCUGGAAGCCAGUCGUGAGGCAGGUUUCUUUGUGGAUGAGACGCCCCAUGAGUGGGGACAAGAAAAUCCCGGGGAACCCCACAAUAAACUCGCAGCUGCAGCUCGGAGAUGGCGGCUCAAACUUCGUCAAGAAAGAGCGGCUGCUUCAGAAACCGGUCCAAGUGGGUAUUGCUGUGGUGCGUUCAGUGGCUGGGUGGUUCUUCUGUGCGUUGACAAAUCAAGGCAACCAGGAUUUAAACGUCUGCUAGAAUCUGGGGGAGCUAAAGUGUCAGGAUUCAGACCGCCUUUCAAGAACACUCAAGACUUUUCUCACGCAUUUCUAGAUUUAUCCAAAACGAAAGUGGAAGCGUCUGACCUGGAUUCGCUACAGAUGAAUAAUGUUUGGUGUUUAAAGCCAGACUACAUCGCCGAGUACCUUAUGCAAGACCCACCACCUCCCCCACAAAAAUACUUACUUGCUGAACUGGUCACGCGGGCUGAACCGGACAGACCGGGUCUUUGUCAGUCGAGAAAAAGAAAAGGAGAUGAUAUUACGGGACUCGAUAAAAGAGCGCGUGUUUAAGCAAAAUAAAUAAGAGGCAAUAACUGUCACGUUA
Orbicella faveolata is the source of this 5069-nucleotide messenger RNA. Its product is annotated as DNA topoisomerase 2-binding protein 1-A-like. Lineage: Eukaryota; Metazoa; Cnidaria; Anthozoa; Scleractinia; Merulinidae. Gene Ontology annotation, biological process: DNA replication initiation; mitotic G2 DNA damage checkpoint signaling; mitotic DNA replication checkpoint signaling. The record is from RefSeq and is a predicted model, not a curated record.